AUGAGCGCUCAGGAGAGGUUAACUUGUCGGAACCAUGAAACGAUACAAUCGCAUCUCGGUACUCGUAUCGCCUUGCGCAAAGCGCGUGGCUUCACAGUGCUCUGCAAGACUCAGUAUAGCAGCGCUUACAUGUCACAUCGGAGUGCGUUCUUUGUGCUCCCCGGUGAGGUGACUGGAAACGCCGAAGAACUUGCUUAUAAUGCUUCUGGCGUGUUCUACAAGUGGGACUUGGAGCUGCGUUCGCUCUACGCUGGAGUCUUAACCUGCUCCGAGCAGUGCGCAACUUCUGCAAAGGCUGCGCAACGACUAGCAACAGUGCAGUGUGACCUCGAAAACCCCAGGGGUGACCAAAAAGCUAGCGCACUUAUACCGAGACCAGGAAAACGCGUCAUUGCUGUUGUUUUGAGGGUCAACAGACGCCAGGCGACUGCACUGAUUCUUCAUGUGGGGACAGUUCCAGCGAAAAGCGAAUUUAUAGGUGUUGUCCGUCAACAGGAUAUUCAGGAGGAUAACUGGGACUCGGUGCGCGUCUACGACCAUUUGCAACCGGGCGACCUUAUUGCAGCGGUCGUGCUCUCAGAUCUAGAGCAGAAGCACUAUUACCUUCGCGUGGCAUCGAUGCCUUUUUUAAUUCGGCGAUAA
Cyanidioschyzon merolae strain 10D is the source of this 642-nucleotide messenger RNA. Its product is annotated as similar to 3'-5' exoribonuclease CSL4. The record is from RefSeq and is a predicted model, not a curated record. The transcript has a single exon. Gene Ontology annotation, biological process: RNA processing. Lineage: Eukaryota; Rhodophyta; Bangiophyceae; Cyanidiales; Cyanidiaceae. Gene Ontology annotation, cellular component: nuclear exosome (RNase complex); cytoplasm. Bases 1 to 642 code for a protein of 213 amino acids.